AUGACCGAAACAUCAGCCUUGAAGCGCGCAGCUUCCGAAGAGCCCGACGUAUCGAGCGAGCCAUCUAAUGGCGUGAAGAAAGCCAAGAAAGUCGGCACUAUGGACCCAACAACAUCGACAGCGGAGCUAGAGAGUAUUGGAGCUACGGAAGCAGCCCCAGCUCGCGAUGAACCAAAUGACGAUGUUGCAUUGCAGCAGAAAGAUGCGACAUCCAAAGACCUCAAUGAGAAGAGCGGCACCGAAGUGCAGCAACCCAAGACAAUCGCUCCAGUGCCCGAACCCACCAAAGCAGAAGACGAGGACGAGGACGAGGACGACGAGAGCGAAAUCGAGAAAUCAGUUUCGCCGGACGGUAGCGAUGAGGACUACGAUUCCGAAGAAGACGGCGAUGACGAACCCUACGGUUACGGUCUUGAACGUGAUCCCGACCAAGGCGGUUUGGCGAUGCCACCCGGUCUUGAACGUGAUCCCGACCAAGGCGGUUUGGCGAUGCCACCCGGUCUUGAACGUGAUCCCGACCAAGGCGGUUUGGCGAUGCCACCCGGCCUUGACGAGGAAUAUGAUGAUUCGAAGGAAGAUGAUGAGUUUGAUGAGUACGUGGAAAAGCGUGACAAGGAAGCCAUUUGA
This is a messenger RNA of Alternaria infectoria, 627 nucleotides long. RefSeq lists its product as uncharacterized. The transcript is spliced from 2 exons. NCBI's taxonomy places the organism in Eukaryota, Fungi, Ascomycota, Dothideomycetes, Pleosporales, Pleosporaceae. The record is from RefSeq and is a predicted model, not a curated record. The coding region runs from base 1 to 627 and encodes 208 amino acids.